This is a messenger RNA of Acanthopagrus latus (yellowfin seabream), 4088 nucleotides long. RefSeq names its product purine nucleoside phosphorylase 6 (gene pnp6). Gene Ontology annotation, cellular component: cytoplasm. The coding region runs from base 109 to 981 and encodes 290 amino acids. Gene Ontology annotation, biological process: nucleoside metabolic process. The transcript is spliced from 6 exons. Lineage: Eukaryota; Metazoa; Chordata; Actinopteri; Spariformes; Sparidae. Gene Ontology annotation, molecular function: purine-nucleoside phosphorylase activity. The record is from RefSeq and is a predicted model, not a curated record.
CCACUCUGACAGUCGCAGAGGAUUCUCCAUCAGCUGCUCCACCGCCGCCACCUCAAACUCGACAGAAACAGCGUCUUAUCAUUACAUUGGUCCCGCUCACCAUCAGAUAUGGAAGCGGCGUCUCCCUCCUCCAGUCAGUGCAGUUACACUUACGACCAGUAUAAGGAGACAGCAGACUGGCUGCUUGCCCACACAGAGCAGCGCCCUAAAGUCGCCAUCAUCUGUGGUUCGGGCCUCGGCAGUCUGGCUGACCUGCUGGAGGACAAGGCCGUGUUCCAGUAUGAGGAGAUUCCACGUUUUCCCAUCAGCACUGUGCAAGGGCACGCCGGUAAGCUGGUGUUCGGGAAGCUGCAUGGCCGCGAGUGUGUCUGCAUGCAGGGGAGGUUCCACUUCUACGAGGGUUACAACAUACACACGGUGACAUACCCGGUGCGAGUCUUCUUCCUGCUGGGCGUGGAAACUCUGAUUGUGACAAACGCAGCGGGAGGACUCAAUGGCAGCUACGAUGUGGGAGACAUCAUGCUCAUUAAGGAUCACAUCAACAUGCCAGGUUUUGCAGGGCAGAACCCGCUGUGUGGGCACAACGACGACAGGUUUGGAGUGCGCUUCCCUUGCAUGUCAGAUGCGUAUGAUCGAGAUUUGAGGGUUCUGGCCAAGCAAACAGCAGAGGAGCAGGGCUGCGACAGCUUCCUGCAGGAAGGAGUUUACUGCAUGCUGGCUGGGCCGACAUAUGAGACCAUUGCAGAGUGCAAAGUCCUGAAGACGCUGGGGGCUGACGCUGUGGGUAUGAGUACGGUGCCAGAGGUGGUGGUGGCUCGUCACUGUGGCUUGCGCGUCUUGGGUCUGUCCCUCAUCACCAACAAGGUUGUGACAGAUUAUGACAGCAAGGAGAAGGCAAACCACACGGAAGUGCUGAAAACCACCGAGCGCCGAACCCAGGACCUCCAGAAGCUCGUCAGCAACCUCAUCGCCAAGCUCUAGCAACUUCAUCUGAAAUCUGCUGUCAAAAAAUGUAUUCAUUGGUGACAAGUCCUAGCUGGGAGCAAAAGGCAAAACAUAUGUGCAGGUGGGGGGGCUGGUUAAGUCGGAGUAGAUAGAUUAUUAUACAUUUGGGUAUUGUAUCGGCUCAUGUCGUUUACUCGGGGUAUGAGUGAGAUUUUUUAGAGGUAAAGGGCAGAGUAAAGAAAAAACAAUGAGAGACUUGUAAUAGCUCAAAUUGUCGACAGCAUUUGAUGACCGCAAGACUUACACGCCAGGAAGUUUUAGCCUGGAUCCAGUCCUCAUUAUAUAUAUUUUAGACUGCUUGCUAAAUUCGUUCUUAGGAGGUGUAAUCAUAUCUAUAAGUGAAAAAGCAACAACUAGCCAGUUAACCAUUUAUCUAAAAGGCUUAACAGACGACAAGAUUGACUGUAUUUGCUUUGAUUUUGACAGUUUUUGCCUGAGCACUGAAACCCUCUUGGGCACGAAAUGAUAAAUAGCAGGGGAUUGCCAGACCACUUGAAAAGUAAUUUAACUUCGAGCGGAAACGCACUGUAGCGUUUAACUGCCCUCUGUGGCAGGCAUCGCGAAACACUGUGAUUAGAAAUAAAGAAAUAUACAUAUGGCUCAGUAAAUAAAUAGAAUUAAAUUCUCCAAAAAAAUUAGAAAUAAAUGUAGGCACUUAUUAAUUUGUAAAAAAGUGAAAAAAAUAAUCCAAAAGAACACAUACAUAUCUAUUUAUGUCACACUGGAUAAAUUAAGUGUUAUUUUUUCAGUGUUAUUUUUGGUGCCUUUAAUGGUGUAUUCAUUUAGUUAUUGUGCCAUUUAUAUGUUUAUUUAUUUUAUAAACUAGUUUGGCAGGUUCAAGCCUCCAUAAUUGGGUCAGAAGUCUACACAUGUAGCCACACCCAGCAGUGAUGUCACAGUGCACUGACACACUGCAGCAAAGUGACCAGUUGAAUCAUUGAAGGAAAGCAAAAACAUUAUUUUUAAGAGGUUUUGUAAGUUGCUUUUUUAACAGUAAGUGGUGUACACAAACCAUUAGAUCUGGAAAUUAUGGAAAAGCUGAUUUAUUUUUCAAAAUUAAAAAAUAAUGGGUGUCUCCUAUAUUGUUGUGUGUUUGAAUCCAAACACAGAAUUUUAUGCUGGCUAAGAUCAUGACUUAUGAUAGCAGUAUAGCUUAACAACCAUGUUCUCGUAUUUCCGAGGUAGAUCAAUAAAUGUAAAAGGAAUACGGCGGUGGCUGUAGUACAACCCCUGCUGAUAUGUACUUCUAUCCUGCAUUAGUGCUGCAGGGUUGUUUACAUUUUCCCUUUGCUACCUGUUAGGGCAUUAAAAACACUGGGACCUUUCCGACGGACGAGCCUGUGUAAUUGAAUGAAAAGAGAACAAUUUUAUGGUCAGUUUAUGGUACUGACUACUGAUGGACACGUGAAACCUUCAGAUAUAUUGAUAUUUUUGUGUCAUGGUUAGGAGCAUCCUGUUGUUGCUGACGGAGACUCAGCAAAACAGUCUUACCUCAUCUUGAGAUGAUUGUCUACCACUAACAGUGCACUGUGUAGUUUUUGGGAAGAAAUUUUAAUCAGAAGAGAAAACUCUAUGUUGGUUCAUGACUGAGUAAACUAACUGACCUCAAAGAACAACGCAGUUUCAUACUGUUUUACUAGACCCGCCACCUUUCUAGCUUCAAACAGUAUUCUUAGGACCUAACUUUCAAAUUUAUCCUGAUAUUUUAUUGAAACAAUAGAUAUUUCUUUUCUUCGUUUUACUACCUUGUCAAUAUUAUAACUAUUACCAUUAUGGGUUUCUGAAUGUCUUUUCCAAAAGUACAUUGUGCACCUUUAAGAUUUAAAUGCUGUUUCUGACAAUCUGUAAAUUAGAGUGAUACCCGCCUUUAUUUAUAUGCACCAUGGCUACAUAAAUACAUAUGUCUUAUUUGCCUUUACCAAGGGCAAUGUACACAACCACCACCUAUGAAUAUAUCAUCUGCUAGUCUAAGAUGUAUUCAGAGGUCACUGUGCACUUAGGCAUUGACCUUGACAUGUUGGUGCAACACAAGAGAGAACAGCUCGCUAUCUGUCCAGCAGAGAAUUAGUAGUUAAUCUACCUAAAUAUAGUUUCUCAUCAGAGAGAAUAAAUAAUAAUUCUUGUGAUUAAACAGGAUCAGUUGGACCGUCUGGCACAUAAUUUUCGUAUUUUGUCAUCAUUGUUAUUAUAGAUGUACAAGAAAUAUAUGGAAAAGUUAUAUUGCUUUAAACAUCUGAUUGGAAUCGAUUUUUUGCAAAGUAGACAAAUCACUUAUUUUAACUAUCAAAUUAUCUAUUUUUUAACUAAAGGUUGUGACAAAUGAAUAGAUGCAUCUCCACUGAAAAAAGGAAACAGCUUCCAAAAGAAAAAAUACAUUUAUAUAUAGAAAACUAGAAAAUCAUGAUCAGAGCACAAUAUAAUCUGAAAGAAAUACCAAGAGCCAAAGGUUAAUCCAGUCAAGCAGUAGUGAUGUAUGAAGGUUUUUCUGCAGUGGAUUGCAUUUGGAUCAGUUUUAUUUGUACACCAAGAGAGACCACAGCACUGUAAUAUCAGGCAGGGCUAUAAUAAUGAAAACUGGGCCUGCAGUUUUCAAUCUUCCCUGCACUGGUUUGGAACCUCCUGCCAGGUUCCCUCGACCGCCUCAUUCAUUAGAGCUGGAAAUCCUAGAUCAGCAGUCCACAUCUCGGGCCAUCAGGCUCGACAUCAAGAUGCUAAUGGAAAUCUUAAAGGGGAAUUCCACUCUGACUGAAGCAUCCUUGUAAAAUGUAAAAUCUGCAGCUUCUCCAUACACAAUAAACUUUACAUAAAAUUAAUUCAUAUUUAAAAGCACUACCAUGCUUGCAAUUUGCCGGUGUGACCACAAGUCAAAUUAAGUCUUCUGUUGUCUGGUUUGUCUUCCAUGUGCAUGUGUUCAUUGAAGUGAUAAACAAAUACUGUAUGCUCACUUUAAUCAAAAGUACUGUAUCCAGCACUCAGGUCAGAAUCUAACUCUCUUAAGCAAAACCUACUAUGUCUUUACUGAUUUAAAGCAGUUUAUUUUUAUGCAAAUAUUGCUGCUGUCAAAUAAAAACUUGCAGAUGACA